AACACUAAAAAACCAACCAACCAUAAAGACAGAGAAAGCAGCAGCAGGUGAGCCUGUGCCCUAGGGCCACAGGCUCCCUACUGGGGCUCUGAAGCCCUGGGAGGCGGAGCUGGUUGCCAAGGCCUCAGGUGUAAUAGAUCCGGAAGCAGGAAACAGGCUGUGAGCCGAGCUCGGGAGGAGGGUGCACCAGGUGGGUGGCUCUGGCUGGAAUGAGUCUGUCCAUGGAGGAGCUGGAGGCCACAGCUCAGGAAGUGCUGGGGAGAUUGAAGAGCCACCGGCUGUUCCAGUCUGAGUGGGACACUGCUGCCUUUGUGGUCUUUCUUACUUUUGUGGGCACCGUGCUGCUCUUGCUGUUGCUGGUCAUUGCCCACUGCUGCUGUCACUGCUGCUGUUCCUCCAAGCCCCGGAAAGGGAGACCCGGGAAGGAAAGGCUCAAGGGAAUGGAUAACUUGGCCAUGGAACCCUGAUGUUAGUCCCUUGGCAUGUGUCCUGGUGCCAAACAAAGCUUAUCUGCUGUGA
This is a messenger RNA of Octodon degus (degu), 519 nucleotides long. RefSeq names its product small integral membrane protein 22 (gene Smim22). NCBI's taxonomy places the organism in Eukaryota, Metazoa, Chordata, Mammalia, Rodentia, Octodontidae. The coding region runs from base 210 to 467 and encodes 85 amino acids. Gene Ontology annotation, biological process: regulation of cell population proliferation. The record is from RefSeq and is a predicted model, not a curated record. The transcript is spliced from 4 exons.